Molecule: messenger RNA, 956 nt
Organism: Trichoderma reesei QM6a
Lineage: Eukaryota; Fungi; Ascomycota; Sordariomycetes; Hypocreales; Hypocreaceae
Product: proteasome, subunit alpha type 4-like protein
Exons: 4
Coding region: 162-917 (251 amino acids)
Biological process (GO): ubiquitin-dependent protein catabolic process
Cellular component (GO): nucleus; cytosol; proteasome core complex, alpha-subunit complex
Source: RefSeq, a predicted model, not a curated record
CUGGCAGUUCAAUCAACCUCGGAAUCUUCAGCCUCGACCCAGCAAACGGCCUGCUGUUACGCCUCUUCCCUGCUUGCGAAUCUCUUCAAUCUUUCACCAACCUCCAUUCCGAGCCACGCCCUGCCGCUGUCGAAUAAAGAAACAGAGAUUGCCCCUCCGCCAUGUCCCGCCGCUACGAUUCCCGAACAACCAUCUUCUCGCCCGAAGGCCGUCUCUACCAGGUUGAAUAUGCGCUAGAAGCCAUCUCCCACGCCGGCACAGCCAUCGGCAUCCUGGCCAAGGACGGCAUUGUCCUGGCCGCCGAGCGAAAGGUGACGUCGAAGCUGCUGGAGCAGGACACGUCGGCAGAGAAGCUCUACGUGCUCAACGACAACAUGAUCUGCGCAGUAGCAGGCAUGACGGCCGACGCAAACAUCCUCAUCAACUACGCCCGCCAGGCCGCCCAGCGAUACCUCCUCACCUACAACGAAGACAUCCCCUGCGAGCAGCUGGUGCGCAAGCUGUGCGAUCUGAAGCAGGGCUACACACAACACGGCGGUCUGCGGCCCUUUGGCGUCUCCUUCAUCUACGCCGGCUGGGAUCCACGGAGGCAGUUCCAGCUGUACCUCAGCAAUCCCUCGGGCAACUACGGCGGGUGGAAGGCCACCAGCGCGGGCGCCAACAAUGCUAGUGCGCAGAGUCUGCUGAAGCAGGACUACAAGGAGGACUGCACGCUUAAGGAGGCGUGCGGCGUGGCCGUCAAGGUCCUCAGCAAGACGAUGGACUCUACCAAGCUGAGCAGUGAGAAGAUUGAAUUUGCGACGGUGGGACAGACAGAAGACGGCAAGAUUUACCACCGGCUGUGGAGCGCCGACGAGAUCACGGCGCUGCUGAAAGAACACGACUUGGCCAAGAGCGAAGAUGCGGAGGAGAAAUAGAUGAGCACAGAGGAAUGAAAUUUAAACAAGUAGACUGAG